Messenger RNA from Lycium barbarum (goji berry), 732 nucleotides. RefSeq lists its product as uncharacterized. The transcript has 2 exons. The record is from RefSeq and is a predicted model, not a curated record. NCBI's taxonomy places the organism in Eukaryota, Viridiplantae, Streptophyta, Magnoliopsida, Solanales, Solanaceae. Bases 1 to 732 code for a protein of 243 amino acids.
AUGGAUAAGGUUAAGGAGUCUAUUCGAAAAUCAUUCAGUGACCCGCAUAAGUAUGCAAAGGUUUUUUACAUCAUUGAUAAAAGGUGGACGGAUCAACUUUAUCAAUCUUUGCAUGCCGCUGGGAAUAUGUUGAACCCAUUAACCUUUUAUGAUAACAAUGAGAUGCGAUUACUAAAUGUAAAAGUGAUGAAGGGAUUUUAUGAGAGUGUUGCUAAGUUGGUUCCCGAGGAAGAUGAGCAAGAUCAGAUAGGGUUACAACUAAGUGCUUAUACUAAUUCUGAAGGAACCUUUGGAUUUUCAAUGGCUAUAAGACAAAGAAAGAAGAAGUCACCAGUUCAUAGCAAGAAGAGGAAUAGACUAACCCUAAAUCACCUCAAUGACCUAGUGUUCAUAAAAUACAAUAGAACAUUGAGGCGUCGUUACAAUGCUGGCAAUGUAAUUGAUCCAAUUGCUUUGGACAAUAUUGAUGAUGCCAAUGAAUGGCUAACCGGAGUUGAGAAUGUUGAAGAUGAUGCAAUUUUUGAGGGAGAUUCCGAAUUAACUUUCGGUGUUGUUGCCGAGGCAAUGGGAGUCGAGGAGAGCCGCUAUGGUUUAAGGGGGAAUAUUUCAAGCCAACAUAGGAGGGGAAAAGAAGUAGCCACAAGUCAUUCCCUAGUUGAUGAAGUUGAAGAAGAUGAUAAGCAAUAUAAUGAUGAUGGAGUACAAGAUUUUGACAAUCUUGUGGAAGAGUAG